UCUUCUCUUUUUUGCGUCUUGUCUGAUCCAUCCUUCCUGUUCGCUCCCUCUCCUGCUGAAUCCCUUUCUAUCUGCAUCUGUCCUCCUCUUGCUUGCUCCCUCCCUCCCCGUUAUCCCUGUCUCUCUUUCUCACUCGCUGUGUGGGUGCCUAUCUGUUGGAGUAAGACAGCUGGGGAGAUCUGGAAAGAUUUCUGUCUGGGUGCCUGUCUCUGGCGCCGCAAGGGACGCAGCUCUGCUGGUGACACCGUAAAGGGGGAGCACUGGUGACAGGAAGAGCAAGGAAAGUGACAGGGACACCGGUUGCUAAGAGGAUGAACAGACCCUUAAUGCCACAGAGAUGAAAGCCAAAGACUGAUGACACAGGCACAGUGGUAAACUGCAUUGUGGUGGCAGCUGGAGACGGACAGACACAGAGACGGAUUCAUCUCUUAAAAUCUUCAUCUCAGGGGCACAAAGGCAGCUGGCACAUACUCUCCCUGCUCAGUCUCUCCUCAACCCUAAAACUCAUAUUCAGUGUCCGGAUUUAAUAGAUGAACAGAUGAAAAUACAAAUGAACAACUAUUGACUAUUAACACAGUGCAAGCUAAGUGACCCACAUCCCAUUAAGACCUUUGUCCUCACAUCCCGUUGCCUCAAAAAUGAUGUACAGAAUUCAUUGUAGGACUGUGACAAACGAACUUCUCUAAGUUGACUUAUUUAACCUUGCAGAGUUAAGAACAUCUCUUCCUCUGCCCCCAUGCUUGUUGACAGCAUCAUGUCAUGCCGGUGGUUAUUGUUCUCAAUAACUGUUUUCUUCUGGUACCUCCCACCAGGGGCACAAAGUGAUUGCUGGCUAAUCGAGGGCGAUAAAGGUUAUGUCUGGCUGGCUAUCUGCAGCCAGAACCAGCCCCCAUAUGAGACCAUCCCUCAGCAUAUUAAUAGCACAGUUCACGACCUCCGGCUUAAUGAAAACAAAUUAAAAAUUAUUGGGUACUCCUCUCUCUCACGCUUUGGAAACUUAACAGACUUGAACUUGACCAAAAAUGAGAUAUCUUACAUUGAAGAAGGAGCCUUCUUGGGACAAUCCAACCUACUGAUCCUUCAGCUGGGUUAUAAUAAGUUGACAAACCUAUCUGAGGGAAUGCUUAGGGGAAUGCCUAGGCUACAGUUCCUUUUUGUUCAGCACAAUCUAAUUGAGGUGGUGACACCAAAUGCUUUUUCUGAAUGCUUAAGCCUGAUUAGCAUUGACUUGUCCUCAAACCGAAUUACAAAGCUAGACAGUAAUACUUUUGUUGGUCUCCAGGCAUUGAUGGUGUGUGAGCUGGCAGGGAACCCUUUCCACUGUGGAUGUGAACUUUAUGGAUUUCUUGAUUGGCUGGUCAUGUUCAAUAAUGUCACACGAAAUUAUGAUCGUCUGCAGUGUGAAAGUCCACGGGAAUUUGCUGGCUAUCUGCUGCUUAGCCCAAAGCCCCACCACAGCCGAAAUGCCAUUACUGUUCUUCAGGCUAGCUGUAGAAAUGGGGGUUACUUGUCAUUGCCACGGGAAAGGCCUACCCCUCUUAUUCCUGAUUCCCAGCAUGAACUAGAAGAGAACUCUGGUUUUAGCCCUGGAGAUUUUUUUCCAUCAGAGCCCACAACUCCAUCUACCACCAACACAUCUGCAAGUCCGUCUAUUGAUAUUCAUCAUGUAACAGGGAACUCAGCCACACUUAUUGUCACCAUUCCAAAUCCAUACAAUAGGAUGUAUAUACUGGUACAGUAUAAUAACAGCUUUAUAUAUGAUGUAACAACCUUGAAACACAAGAAGGAAUAUAUUACGUUAGACAAGUUAAAGCCUCAUGCUAACUACACCUUCUGUGUAGCUUCGAUUCGCAACACAAAACGCUACAACCAUACAUGUCUUUUCCUCGCCACCCGAACAAGAGACAAAGAGGAAUUGACACCCAAUACUUCUACAACCACUCACUACAUCAUGACUAUAUUGGGCUGUCUCUUUGGCAUGGUCAUAAUUCUGGGAGUCGUAUACUAUUGCCUUAGGAAAAAGCGAAUGCAAGAGGAGAAGAAGAAGUCACUUAAUGUCAAGAAAACUAUUCUAGAGAUGCGGUAUGGUUCAGAUGUUGAUCCUUGCAUUGGAUCUCAUUCCUCACAGAAGUUGUCAGAACACCCCAUUCCCAUCUCUCGCAUAUCUUCACUACCAACAUCUGUUGCAGGUCUAGGAAGUGGAGGGGAAAAGGGGUUAGGCUCUAAGCCAAUGAAUGCUCAAAUGGGUACACCAAAAGGUCCAAAAGGAACAAAUUACAUGGAGGUACGUAGUGGGGAAGGCCUAGAGAGAGGUCAGCGGAGGAUGUCAGGAGGAGAUGACGAUGAGGAAGAUUUUCGUGAACUGGAUAAUGGUGAAGGAUCAGCAUCUGAGAUAUCAACAAUUGCUAAAGAGGUGGACAAGGUUAACCAGAUCAUCAAUAACUGCAUUGAUGCCCUUAAAUUAGACACUGCUUCUUUUUUAGGGGGAGGGGACCCGGAGUUGGGCUACGACUGCCAGUCCAUUCCAGCCAGUUCUUCGGGUCACUUGGAAAGAUUGAGCUUCCUCUCUCCUCCAUACAAAGAGGGCGUGCACCCUCUUCAGCGCCAGCUGAGUGCCGAUGCUGCAACAGUUGCCAAGAAACGUUGCAGCAUUUCAUCUAGUGGCUCUAUCAAGAGUGCUCGAGUCUUCAGUCUUGAUGUACCUGACCAGUCUCUAAAAUGUGACUCCAAAUAUAUUGAAAAGAGCAGCCCUCUCAACAGUCCCCUUGACCGCCUUCCUCUUGUGUCCUCUGCUGGGGUCCACCACUUGGAUGUCAAGCCUUCCUACCACUGUAGUGAGCAUCGCCACUCCUUCCCUGCCCUCUAUUAUGAGGAAAGUGCAGAUACACUCAGCCAAAGGGUGAGCUUCCUGAAGCCUCUUUCUCGUUCCAAAAGAGACUCUAGCUACUCUCAACUCUCCCCAAGACAUCAUUUCUCUGGCUAUUCCUCCAGUCCAGAGUACUCAACUGAAAAUACUCACAAGAUCUGGGAGCGCUUCCGUCCCUAUAAAAAACACACACGGGAAGAAGUCUACAUAGCUGCUGGACAUGCUCUACGCAAAAAGGUCCAGUUUGCCAAGGGAGAGGACUUGCAUGAUAUAUUGGAUUACUGGAAGGGGGUGUCUGCACAACAAAAACUGUGAUUGACACCCUAUAUAGUUUAAGAAGGCCAACCAGGGCUGUGGAUGGGUUUCUGUUGAGAAUUGUGGCGUUGAAGCACUUCAGUUUGCAACUAAAGUUUACAAAGGAGUUGGGGGGGUGUAGUCUCAAAGUGGAGGGGAGAAGGUUAAACUUUUAGGUACUGUACAAGGUGUUUUUUUCUAGCACAGUUCUCCCCUCUUUUUACACCUCCCCUCUCCUCUCCACAUACUGUACUGGUGGCUCUUUCUCUGUUUAUAUAUUUCAGUCUUCUUUUUUUUUCAUUUUACUAAAAACAUAGUAUUUACCCCACGUCGCAAGCUGAAUUCAUGCAGCAAUAAGGUACUUCAGGGAUAUAUAUAUAUAUAUACUUCACAGAAACUGUUGAGUACAACAAAUUCCUAUUUUAUUCAUUAUAAGAAAUAUUUAAAAUGAUGUAAAUAUUAAAUAGGAAAUGCCAACUGUGCAUGAAUGUAGAUAUCAGUGUAUAUGAUCUAUUAUCUAUCAUGGUAUACUUAAUCAAGGUG
Molecule: messenger RNA, 3703 nt
Organism: Spea bombifrons (plains spadefoot toad)
Lineage: Eukaryota; Metazoa; Chordata; Amphibia; Anura; Pelobatidae
Gene: ELFN2
Product: extracellular leucine rich repeat and fibronectin type III domain containing 2
Exons: 2
Coding region: 737-3181 (814 amino acids)
Cellular component (GO): plasma membrane
Molecular function (GO): protein binding
Source: RefSeq, a predicted model, not a curated record